This is a messenger RNA of Bursaphelenchus xylophilus (pine wood nematode), 479 nucleotides long. The record is from the annotation of a GenBank genome assembly. Lineage: Eukaryota; Metazoa; Nematoda; Chromadorea; Rhabditida; Aphelenchoididae.
AUGGUCGACCGUAGCUUGGUAUGUUACUCUCUUCUGUAUAUUUUAUGGUCGUGUUUCGUAGUAAUAUGACUUUAAUUUAGCUUCCACCUUCCUACGAAGAGGUCAGUGGGAUCUGUAAAGAAGUUUUGGAUGAUGUGAUCGGCCAGAAACCUUAUCAACAUACGGAAGUUGUAAAGUGGAAUCAGACUGCGGUUGAGAGAAUUACUGAGAAAUUGGCUGGGCUAGGAAGACCUUAUAAAUAUUGCUGCAAGUUAUAUUAUUUUAUUUUGUCAUAUGUUUAGGUAAGAAAGGAUAUUAAACUAAUGUUGAUUCUUCUAGUGUGCUGCGUUGUGAUGCAAACGGGUUUAGGAGCCGGUCUUAAUGUGUCGAGCACUUGCUAUUGGGAUAAGAACACCGAUCACACCUUUGCUUAUCGAUGGGAGAGCAGAGCCGUCAUUGCUGUUUGUAACGUCUACGCAAUCUCAAUGGGUGGAAAGUGA